CUCCCAUUCACUCACAUUUAUCUCCAUGCUGUCCUGUGCAGGAUCCCAAGCAAUCCUAUUUAUUUGCAAAUUUCACCUGAAAUUACAGUCAGACCCUCCUGAUUAAUCACGACCCUACUUAAAAACCAGUUGGAUUCGUACCUUGCUGAUCAGAACCUCUCUAUUCCCCUCUUCUAGACUUGCUUUCAACUCUGCUUUGAACAACUCACGGAAGGGAUUUCUCUUGAUAUGGAUCCUAACCUCCCCUCUCUAUCUGAUGUUCUUUACCAAGAACUAAGAUCGACCGUUCGCGGAGACACAUACCGGAGAGGCGAUCCCAGUUUUCUGGACUAUUCUAGCAUGUUUAAUGGCGACAUCAAAGUUUCCGCUAUGGCUGUCGUAUGUCCCCUUGACGCUCCAGACGUUAGCCAAGUCAUCUUGUUCUGCAGAAAGCAUUCGAUUUAUGCUUCCGUUAAGGCCGGAGGUUAUGGCACCGCUGGUUGGGCAGUAGGAGGCGACAUUAUUAUCGACCUCUGCAAGAUCACCGACAUUGACAUCGAACCUCCCGCUGCCGAUGGCUCCUUUACGAGUAUUCGAGACAUGUCCUUGCUUAGCAGCAAAGGGAAGGUCAAAGCGGGCCCUCCCCUUUUAGAUAGAUCUGCUACUGUUGCUAGCAGCAAGCGAAGAAGGGAAGACGACGACGAGCUGAGGUCUUACGACCUGGCAUCUGCAACUGUCGCAGAUUUUCUUUACCCAGGAGGAUCAUCCACCCCAUUUGCCGAUCGUCCUCCCGUCACUCGACGAAGGUUGGAAUUCGCGGCUCCCGCGGUGGAGACUCCACAGAUGUCCACUUAUCCUGCGACGUUGGGCAGUAGUCAUGACCCUAACGCGACGUUGUUAUCCUCUAACUCCCUUGGUUCUUCUAUUGCCAUGGUUUCUCACCCCUUGGCUUUUAAUCUUCCAUCCAUGGACGAUGCCACUACCGCCGUUUCCCCACCUUCUCCGCUACCAGAUACCAGUUCAAAGCCCCCCUCAUGUUCAUCCCCAUUGGAUGACCCAUUUUCCUAUCUAGAUGACGCACCCAACAACCCCGUACCACCUGUUGCCUCCACUUCUCGACUUGCACAGUCCAUGCCCAACGCAUUGUUUGCCACGCCGAGUUUCCUCGAGUCUCCGACUAACUUUCUAACUUACGCAAUGCCCAUCUACUCUCAUGCCUUCAUGACAUUUGGUGCAGGAAAGAGACAGAAGGAAAUCGAUCAGUUCUCAGCGGCAAACCCUUUAGAAGCGAUGUCACUAGCUGGCGGACGUGGCGCUGUCCCAUAUCACGUUCCAUCUGCGGCUCAUCCUGUUGGUUCAGCGAUCAUGAUCUUGGGAGGCUUUGGAUUCUUGGGCCGUCUUCAUGGCUUGAGCAGUGACAACUUGGUAGAAGCAGAAGUCGUUCUGGCAGACGGUCAGAUCGUCGUGGUCAGCCACAAUGAACACCCAGAUCUGUGGUGGGCACUACGCGGUGCUGGCCCAGCCUUUGGUGUCGUUACACGCUACAAAGCCAGAGCUUAUCCAGUUCCCGUCGUCUUUGCGGGUAAUCUCAUUUAUCGUUUUCAUCGCGCAACUGCGCCAUCACUAAUCAAGCACUUUCGCGAUUGCGUCAAGGGUGCUCCCCGGGAAUUGUAUGCCAACGUUCUGCUUACGGCUGGUCCUGCAGGGCAGGAUUCCUUAGUUGUUAUCCAGAUGUGUUACGUCGGUCCCAAGAUAAAGGGUCAGGAGUUUUUACAGGCCAUUUCAUCGUGGGACGGUGGACGGUGUCUUCUCAAUGAGGUCGAUGAGAAGUCCUUCCUUCAUCAACAAGACAGCGUUGCACAGGUUCUCCGUGGAAAAGCAGGAAACAAGUGGUUCAUACGAUCUGCGCUUAUUAGCUCGCUUCCGGAUGAUAUCGUGAAUAAGACGGUCCUUCAAUUUGCGGACACGCCUGUUGGCUGCACGUGGUUGUUCGAAUUGGCUGGUGGCGCACUCGGCGAUUUCGAGGAUAAUUGCUUCCUUACUGUUGCCGCGUUGCAUCAGUGGGAUAUUGAAUUCCAAGAUCCCCGUUGUGUCCAUUCCGCGGAGGAGUGGAUUGCAGAAACUUUGGCACCGGUGACGCUCGGUGGCCCCUUGCCAAGCUUCUUAGGUAGACAGGAGCCUCCUGGUCGUGUCAUUGCUUGCUACGGCGAGAACUGGGCUAGGCUGUGCGAGGUGAAAGAGAAGUAUGACCCUGACAACUUCUUCAGGAAUUCUUUUUGGCCACUAAAUGCACAGGGGGAGAUCAUUGAACCCGAAGAGCAUGAGCCUCAGCACAUCCAGUUCUGAGCCAAUUAAGUGCUUCUCGCUCCGUUAUUUUGCUAUGUAUUUAUGUAUAGUCGCACCGGCGGGAUCUAGGGCCAAGGUUGUUGCAUGUUUGUACGCCAUAGAUUUUAUGGGUUUUUGGGCGUGCGGAUACGGUGAUUAAGACUGUAGCUACGUAGUUUUUUUUGGUUAGACCAAUCUCUGGACACGAUGUUUGGGUACAUGUUAAUGUCACAGCUAUGCUUUGUUC
Suillus subalutaceus is the source of this 2551-nucleotide messenger RNA. RefSeq lists its product as uncharacterized. The record is from RefSeq and is a predicted model, not a curated record. The coding region runs from base 229 to 2325 and encodes 698 amino acids. Gene Ontology annotation, molecular function: FAD binding; oxidoreductase activity. NCBI's taxonomy places the organism in Eukaryota, Fungi, Basidiomycota, Agaricomycetes, Boletales, Suillaceae. The transcript has 11 exons.